AUGCCUGCGUUCAAUCUCACCGCGUUGGAUCGCCAACUCUUGGCCAUGACCGACGAGGAAUUCGUCGACCACGACUGGGAAGAUCUUCAAGAUAUCAUCGCCCGGAAUGAUCUCGGCGCCCUCAAGCGGAAGCCUUCCGACCUACGCCGAUAUCUAGCGUGGAGUGCAGACACCAAAGCCCAAUAUGGGUCUAUCAUGAAUUACAUUUGCCAACAGCGACUCCAGUGGCAAAUGCCGUUGGAGACUGCCGAUCUGGCUAUGCAACGGCCCUUUGCCUUCAAGAACCCGCGACCCUUUGCCGAUCCCGAGGACUACAAGAUUCUCCGCAAUGACUGGCCGUACGGGUUGACGCCCGGCAUUUCGCAUUUGGUUGUGUGGUUGCGCACGCCCAUUCCGGUCAAAUCCGGGGAGGGCCAUCUGACGGAGGAGUCAAGGUUGUUGAUCGACACGUUUGUGAGGCGCACUUUUGUUGAUCGAUUGGCUCGGGAUCCGAGAAUUGCCUCGGAUGCGGCAUCACACGUGUUGUGGUUUAAGAAUUGGGUGGGCUUGCAGAGUGUCAGGGCGUUGGAACACGUUCACAUCCUAGUUCGAGAUGUGCCCGAGGAUAUCCUGUUGGAAUGGUCGGGAGAAGCAUGA
Penicillium nucicola is the source of this 636-nucleotide messenger RNA. RefSeq names its product GIG1 family protein. Gene Ontology annotation, cellular component: cytoplasm. NCBI's taxonomy places the organism in Eukaryota, Fungi, Ascomycota, Eurotiomycetes, Eurotiales, Aspergillaceae. Gene Ontology annotation, biological process: N-acetylglucosamine metabolic process. Bases 1 to 636 code for a protein of 211 amino acids. The transcript is spliced from 2 exons. The record is from RefSeq and is a predicted model, not a curated record.